Molecule: messenger RNA, 1752 nt
Organism: Truncatella angustata
Lineage: Eukaryota; Fungi; Ascomycota; Sordariomycetes; Amphisphaeriales; Sporocadaceae
Product: heterokaryon incompatibility protein-domain-containing protein
Exons: 1
Coding region: 1-1752 (583 amino acids)
Source: RefSeq, a predicted model, not a curated record
AUGAGGCUGCUCAACGUCAAGACGAGGAAGCUGGAGGAACACUACGGGGAUAGGAUACCGCCAUAUGCUAUACUCUCGCAUACCUGGGGUGCCGAGGAGAUCACCUAUAAGGACUUUCAGAGCUCGGGUUAUGCUAGUAUCCAUGGCUACGACAAGAUAGAUGGGUGCUGUCGGCAGGCUGAGGGGGACGAUGUCGGCUAUGUUUGGGUCGAUACCUGCUGCAUCGACAAGUCUAGCAGCGCCGAGCUCUCGGAGGCAAUCAACUCCAUGUAUGAGUGGUAUGAGAAGUCAGCUGUUUGCUAUGUCUAUCUGUCGGAUGUGCCCGCGGACGAUGACCCGUAUGAGCUGUAUUCGGCAUUUCGCUUCAGCCGCUGGUUCACCAGAGGCUGGACCUUGCAAGAAUUUCUAGCCCCGCGGAAACUGAGGUUUUUCAAUAACGAAUGGACGAGGUGCUUCGGCACAGAUAUCACUCGCCCGAGAGACAAGACGGAGCAGACGAUGAUGGACCUAAGCUAUGACUUCAAGUGGAACGAAGCACAGGUCUGCAACAUACUUGCUGCUAUAACAGGGAUUGGCAUCACGAUCGUGAGUACUGGCAACUUUGAGAUUACGACAAUGGCUCAGCGCUUCUCGUGGGCUGCUCAUAGGAAAACAACCCGUGUGGAGGAUAUGGCCUACUGCCUCCUGGGUAUUCUCCGUGUCAAAAUGCCCUUGCUCUAUGGCGAGGGCGAGGCGGCCUUCCAGCGGCUGCAGGAGGUCGCGAUCAACACGAGGAUAGAUCAGAGUUACCUAUGCUGGGGUCUUGACAUGGCAUGGCCGGAGAUCGCGGCUGCACAAAUGGCUAAUCAUGUUCUGGCUCGGUCGCCUCUAGCUUUCCAGCAUUGCGGAGGUGUGAGAAGCCUCGUCGAAGACGAUAGUGAGGCGCUCAGGACACAAUCUGUAAUCAACCAGGGACUGCAACUGGAAGUUGACGUGUUACCGGUGAAGCAGAACGGGCUCAUCUCACUCGCACUAUUGGCAUGCUACCGCAAUACGGACGAUCUAGGUCUCGCGAUACCUGUGGUACAGUUGGGUAAGACUCAUUUGUUCCGAAGACUUGAGGGCAUCCCACCUUUUCAAUUACUGCCGAGCGCGAACUUCACCAAGAAAGCGAGCAGGAGAACAAUUGUGCUUCUCGACCCCGAACGCACACAUCAUAGCAAUGCAAUGUACUAUUCGACGCCCGGGUCCGACAUGCCACGUUGGCUGUCGCCACGACGGUUCAGGGGACGCUUGCUCUACUUCUUUGGCGAACUUCGCGAGAUUGGGUUUGAUGUCGAUUCGUACUAUCCACCGGUAUGCACCUUUGACCCAGGACGCUCCUUUGUCAAGAAGUUGUCGAUAGAUCUUGAUAAGUUCAACCCGGGAUAUUUUGCCAUAUCAUUCCGCCGGGGAAAAGAUCGCAUAGCGGUGUAUUUUGAUAUUCCGGCAGGACUCACAACCUCGUCCGCACCUGUCAGGGUCCGGGCUUUCAAACUAGACCGGGGAUCGCUCUUAAGUAUGGUGCUUGCGAAACGCCGGAGGCCGUGGCGGCCUGCGUGGUUACAAUUUGAGAUCGACUCAUCCGAGAGCUGUGCGAAUCCCGGCUGUAGAGAACUCGGCCACCUUCAUCUGUCACAUGUCACGCAGGACCGAGGUGCGACGUUCUUCGUCAGUGCAAAAUACGGUGGACUGCACGAAUAUCCGGAAGACACAGAACUUUCUGACGUGUGA